Molecule: messenger RNA, 4002 nt
Organism: Eupeodes corollae
Lineage: Eukaryota; Metazoa; Arthropoda; Insecta; Diptera; Syrphidae
Gene: sgg
Product: protein kinase shaggy
Exons: 9
Coding region: 170-2779 (869 amino acids)
Biological process (GO): protein phosphorylation; signal transduction; negative regulation of canonical Wnt signaling pathway
Cellular component (GO): cytosol; cytoplasm; nucleus
Molecular function (GO): ATP binding; protein serine/threonine kinase activity
Source: RefSeq, a predicted model, not a curated record
CAAUUACUAUAUUGUAAUGUGUAAUGCUUGAAAAAAGGGAAAUUUAUCGCAAGUGGAAAAAAAUAAGGAAUAGUAGUAUAAUUUUAAUUAAGUCAAAAAAGUUACUAUUACUAUACAUAAACAAAAAAAAAUAAUAAUAUAAAUACAAAUUUAAAACAAGACCAAGUGCAUGAAAACAAUUCUGAUGGAAACAACACCAGCACUAACGGUACCAAUUAGAAUUCCCUUGAGCGAGAACUUCUCCUCAUCUACUAUUGGUCAACCGCAAUUCGGCUGCUCCGCCGACAGUGGGGUCAUUACCAGAAAAACAUCUAGCCAAAGUCUACACACUCGUAGCACAUCCGGAUCAUUGAGUUUACGACCACAAAGAUGCAGUACUCUAAGAUUGCCCUAUAAACUUCUGUCACAAGACAGUGGCAUUGAUAGCGUUGCUGAUGUUAAUUGUGGUGGCAGUGAGAACGAUUUAAAAUGUCGAACAGGGCGAUCAUCAACAGUGUCGUCAUCAACAGAAUCCCUAGGAACGAGUCCCUCGUCAGGGACUUCUUCAGGCAAGGUGUCAGAAUGCAUAAGCAGUAUUCUUCCUGUAGAUUUAGAAUUGCUGCCACCUGUAAAGGAAGGAUAUGUAACUGGGGAAGGCACCAUCGAUGCAGUCAGAGCUGCUGCUGUUCCAUUAAGACAAAUAUCAAAAUUAAGGACGAAUACGAUCACUGCAGCAGUAGUUGUGGAGGAUAAAAUUGAUGAAGUCGUCCUGGAGGACGACGAUACGAACUUUGACACUUUUACUAAUAAUUGUUUGAAAGAUAAGCAAGUAGCCACCGCUGCUGAUAAACUAGUUCAGUCGCAGACGGUUCGUGAUGGCUACCAAAAGGCCGAUGACAUUGAUCUGUUCUUUCCGAUUUUUAAGAACGCUGAUGAGCCUUUUAUCAAUGCGAAAUUGAUCAAUAAAAAAGAUGGCUUACAAGAUACAAUGUACUAUUUGGAUGAAUUUGGCAGUCCGAAAUUGCGGGAGAAAUACGCACGUAAAGAGCGCCAAAAGGCGUUAAGAAAACAAAAGAAAAAGAAGACUAAUAAAUUAGCUUCUAAGAGUAAUAACAAAGUUCCUUGUGUUGUUGUUGUAACAACCGAUAAUGGCGAAGAGAAUCUUCAUGUAGAAGUUCAAGAAGAAGAUGAAGAAAAACUAAAUUGUGAUAAUAGACAGUUAAGUGAAAGUAGUUUUAGGAGUAGAAUAUUUAAGGACGAAGGAGACGAUGAAGCUGAAGACAGUGACAAUAAUAAUUGUGAUGAAUCAGGGAAGUUGACGAACAGUAACAAAACACCAUCUUGUGUUAGUUGGACAAAAGUCUUUUCCAAGUUUCGUAAUAUUUUGGGCAGAGACGGUUCGAAAAUUACAACAGUUGUUGCCACACCUGGACAAGGCACUGAUCGUGUACAAGAAGUUUCAUACACAGACACAAAAGUUAUUGGCAAUGGAAGUUUUGGAGUUGUUUUUCAAGCAAAAUUAUGCGACACCGGAGAAUUGGUAGCAAUUAAAAAAGUUUUACAAGAUAGACGCUUUAAGAAUCGGGAGUUGCAGAUAAUGAGAAAACUGGAGCACUGUAAUAUUGUGAAGUUGUUGUAUUUUUUUUACUCGAGUGGUGAAAAGCGGGAUGAAGUAUUUUUAAAUUUAGUACUCGAGUACAUACCGGAAACCGUAUAUAAAGUUGCCCGUCAGUAUGCUAAAACUAAACAAACGAUACCAAUUCAUUUUAUCAGGCUUUAUAUGUAUCAAUUAUUCAGAAGUUUGGCUUACAUACAUUCAUUGGGCAUAUGUCAUCGUGAUAUUAAACCACAGAAUUUACUUUUGGAUCCAGAAACGGCUGUGCUUAAACUCUGUGACUUUGGCAGCGCUAAACAAUUGUUGCAUGGCGAACCGAAUGUGUCGUACAUAUGCUCUAGGUACUAUCGCGCACCCGAGUUGAUAUUUGGCGCAAUUAAUUAUACUACAAAAAUUGAUGUGUGGAGUGCCGGUUGUGUACUCGCUGAAUUACUUUUGGGGCAGCCAAUAUUCCCUGGUGAUUCUGGUGUGGAUCAAUUGGUCGAAGUUAUAAAGGUAUUGGGUACACCAACACGAGAGCAAAUUCAUGAAAUGAAUCCAAAUUAUACUGAAUUCAAAUUUCCCCGAAUUAAAAGUCAUCCAUGGCAAAAGGUAUUCCGCAUACGAACACCUCCAGAGGCUAUAAGUCUAGUAUCGGAACUACUUGAAUACACACCUAGCGCCAGAAUAACGCCCCUAAAGGCAUGCGCACAUCCUUUCUUUAAUGAGUUACGUGAAGGUCCUCAAGUCUUACCGAAUGGAAGGGAAUUCCCACCAUUGUUCAAUUUCACUGAACAUGAACUUUCAAUACAACCAAGCUUAAUCCCCCAACUUUUGCCACAGCGGCAACAUGAUGCUUCAAAUCGAUCAGGAUCUGGCGCUGCAACAGCUUCUGGCUCAAAUUCAAACCCAUCAAGUGGCGCCGGAACGCCAGGAGCAAACUCGCAAGCAACAGGCAACCAAUCAUCGAGUGUUGGUGGCGCCGGUGUGUCAUCAACAUCUGGUGGUGGUAAUUCAUCAUCAGCAGCUACCAGUUCUGGUGCUGUUGGUGCAUCAUCAUCAAUACAGCCCCAACCAGCUGAAGGAACUGCAAGUAAUAGCCAAGUUGCGGCAGCUUCAACAACAACUGGAGCUGCAGCCGCCACAACUUCACCGGGGGCUGUGGGAAAUUCACAAAUACAACAAACAGCGACGACAAUGGGUUAGCAAGCUUCAUUAGGGCUUAAUAUUCAUGAUUAUAAUACAAUAAUAGUUAUUAUAAUGAUUUUAACAGAAAAUAUUGAUACAAUUUAUAUUAUUAUUAUUAUUACAUUAUUAUUAUAACUAUUGAUAAAAGCAACUAUUAUAAAUACUAUUAAAGUACUAAAAACCAACCAACAAAUCAAAAAUUGAAUAUUAACUUCAAAACGAUUUUUCAAAAAAAAAAAAAGAAAUCAAAUUAAAUAAAAAUUAAUUUAAAAAUGUGCACCAAGGUUUUUUGUUUUUCCUCGUAAAAGAUACAAAUAUAAUAAAACAAAACAUUUCAUCUCAUAAUGGUUCAACUAUCAUCAUUCAUUGCAAUAUAAAAAAUGCAUAUAAAUAUAUAAAGUUAUUUACACGAAAAGCAAAACGUAUAACAAAAUAAAAAUUAAAAAACAAUGUCCACAUUCAUAUAAGAAAAUUUAAAAAAAAGUCUCCUUUCCCCAUUAGUAAAAUAUUAAAAAUAAAGUGAACAUUUUAACAAAUAAAAACAAAAAUUAUAUACUAUUUGCAAAAAAUAACUUGAAUUAAAUCCUUUUACGUGUAUCAGUAAAUGAAGGCAAAACAAAUAAUAGUAGCUGUUCGCUUCUGUUCUUAAAAAUACAAAAUAAAGAUUUUUAAAACUAAAGUUAAAUUAGUUAUUUUUUAGUAAGACAGUAGGUACGGUUACUUACAAUUGAAACAUGAAUAACGCAUUAAAAUAUAUGACUAUUAAAAAAGAAAAUGUUAAGAAUAGGUACCGCCGCCGAUAAAAAAUAAUUUUUUUUGACGAUGUAUAAACUAACAAAAAUAUAUAUAAACUUUAAAUUUGAGUAGAUAUUAAAAUAAAAAUUAUUAUGAAUACAUUUGAAAUCAUACCACACAUUAAAAAAAUCACAAUAUGUCCUGCUGUAAUCCGUUACUCCGGAUACUAUUGUCAGCAAUAUUUUAAAAUUUACAGAACAAAAAAUGUUUAAAAUAAAAUGAAAAAUAAAUAAAAAUUAUGGAUAUACAUAUACACAUUAUGUAUGUUUAUGAGUAAAAAUAAUUUUAAUAUAAAAUAAUGUUUUAGUGUCUUUUUAGUUAAUAAGUUUUCAGAAAUAUACAUACAUAUAUAAAAAUGACAAAAUAAAUGUUGAAGAAAAUCACCCUUGUAACAGUAUCCAUCGUUAUAGGAAGUUAAACGUGAAUUUCAAAAAAAAAAAAAACAA